AUAAGGGUGCGCUUUAGUUGUAGGCUUAGUGCCGCAGAUUUCGCGCGGGGCGGGUGUUGUCAUUGUAUUUUCACGUGACGAAAGUGAGUUUCUGUGGGAUAUUUGACAACAAAUCGUGUGAAAAUGCCGCCGAAAAAGCGGGAGAAAGAAUUGGAUGGACAGAAGGGCCCCCGGAUGGAUCAGAUACAAGCGGAUCAUGAGCUAUUCCUACAGGCCUUCGAAAAACCAACCCAGAUCUAUCGAUUUCUACGCACAAGAAACCAAAUUUNGCCAAUAUUUCUGUAUAGAAAUUUAACUUACAUGAGACAACGUAUGUCUAGAAGUCAUAAGUCACGACGAGGUUUUAAAAUUGACACAAUGUUGGAAAAGUUAAUGUCAAAAAACAAUCAAGAACAAAAUCCUGGUAUGCGUGGAUAUAUGACUCUUACUUUUCUAGGUUUUUAUGAUAAAAAAGCUGAAGCUCCUCAAGACCCGGUGAAAGUAGAAACGUUAUUAUUAAAAAUUUGUCAUAAAAAACGGAAGGAUGUGAGUUCACCGAUUAUGCAGGUUUCUGUAGGUACAAGCGAAGUUCCGAUAAAUCCCUGCGAGAACCAGCCUCCACCGAAAGCACCUACUAUAUCUAUACCAAAUGAAUCCUUUAGUUUGAACAAUGGUCAUGUAGCAAAGACUUACAUGCUUCUACUUAGAGUUUAUUGUACAUCCAGUACUGGCUGCCUUAUGCAUAACUGUGAUUUAGACGAGCCAGCCCAGAAACGUCGUAAAUCCUCCACUGGUUCAAUUAAAACUGGAGGUGAAGAAGUAAAAUUGUACGGUUCUGAGCUCAUAGUGUAUGAUAAACAUAAUCGAUGCUUAUUGACAGAUGGCGAUUAUGAAUUAGGUUUACAAGAAGUACAAACCAAUGUUCGAUCUAGCCCAAAGAAGCACAGCUCUUGGGAGUCUGUACCUGACAUCAAGGAAUGCGGUCCUUUCGAAGUGUUUAGCAAAGGACCAACAUUAAAAUUUAGACUUAAUUGGACAAUGGAACCGAGCAAUGGCUUGGUAGAUAGGCCAACUCCGAUACACCCAAUUCCAAACGGUGAUAACAAAGAGAACAGAUCAGGGAAUACUGGUCUCGAACGUUCUUCCACAAACAAUAACAACAAUAAUACUAAUAAUAAUAAUCAUAGCAAUCACAAUAAUAACAAUAACACACUGCCAACGCCUAGUCCCCUCAAUUCUUCAAGGAUCAUCACAUCUAAUGAAAAGACAGAUAAUUCAAUGGGUACACAACAAAUAGUUUAUCAAUUUCUGUAUAAUAAUAAUAGUCGUCAACAAACUGAAGCCUGCGAAGAUUUGCAUUGUCCGUGGUGCUCUUUAGACUGUGGGAAACUUUAUUCUCUUUUAAAACAUUUAAAAUUAUGUCAUUCACGAUUCACAUUUACAUACGUGCCGAUUCCGCAAGGUGCUCGUAUAGAUGUAGCAAUAAACGAAUGCUAUGAUGGCUCGUACGCAGGUAGUCCUCAUGAGUUGAUUUCACAACCAUCUAACGUGGCUUUCUCAAGAACAGGGCCAAUGAGACGCACAAGUGUGACAAAUAUUUUAGUAUGUCGCCCGAAACGAACAAAACCAAGUCUUUCAGAGUUUUUGGAGCUUGAUGAGAAUGAAUAUGAAAGCCAAAGACCGUACAUCACUGGACACAAUAGGUUGUAUCACCAUACUGUUACAUGUUUGCCUAUAUAUCCAAAAGAAAUGGAUAUCGAUUCGGAAGGCGAAAAUGAUCCCAAAUGGUUACAAACGAAAACGAUGAUGAUGAUCGAUGACUUCACCGAUGUUAAUGAGGGUGAAAAAGAACUGAUGAAAAUGUGGAACUUACAUGUAAUGAAACACGGUUACGUAGGAGACUGCCAAAUACCACUAGCUUGCCAAAUGUUUUUAGAGACUAAAGGGAAAGAAUUGCUCAUGAAAAAUUUAUACCGCAACUUUGUUUUGCACAUGUGCAGUUUGUUUGACUUUGGACUAAUCAGUCCUGUGAUCUUGUAUCAAAUGAUCCAACGAUUACAAGAGAUCAUGAAAGAAGGAGGCGAGAAUAGUGACAUACGAAAAGUUUUACAAAAAUCCCACGAAGCUCAAGUUGACAAAUGGAUCAGCACUGGUUAUCAUGCGUCUUCGGAUACUAAUAAACAAAGUAUUACAAGCACUAAAGUAAAUUUUAAUAACGACGGGGGAAGUUCUAACGCGAGACGAAAAACAUCUUUACCGCUUGGAUCACCAAAUUCACAAAACGUAAAGACAACUGUAUCUAUUCAUAAUAAUGUUAGUAAACACGCUAGCAUGAUAACUACGUCGUCGAACAAGGCUGUAAGUCAUAAUAAUGCAAUUCAAAAUUCAGUUAAUAAAAAUACUGGGACAUUCACCUCUGUACAAAGCAGCGCGAAUAAAACUGCUUCUACAGCGUGCGUAACAAGUACUGUUAACAGUAAAACAUCUUCAACUACUUCGAUGUCCAAUGGCGUGUCCAACCAAAAUGAAACGGCACAAAGGCAAAACAGUGAUAUCCCGACACGGCGUAAAAGUACAAAUUCGAUUACUCAAGGUUUAGAAAACACAACGCCUUUACGCCGAAAAUCAAUGGCCAGUGAAAGUGCAACUACCGAAUAUCAUAGAAGGAAAUUGAUUUUGGAUACGAUACCGAACACCAGCGGCGCUCAUCAAAAACCGGCCCAAAAUGGAAAUAGUUAUUAGUGAACAUUAUACAUGUGUCACUAUACUGAUUGUACGUUUUUGUACAGUAGUUGUUGCAAAGAUAAUUCCCGAAUAGAAUGAUUGAUUAAGUUAAUAUACUUGAUAAUCACUGCUCUAGCCAGUAAAAUAAAUUUUUUAUGAAUUAGGAAGAUUUAGCGUAUGGAAAGAAAGAAGUGACAUAUUUCCAGAUCAACAGAAAUUUUAGUAAUUUUAGUCAUUCUGAUUAAAAUCUUGACAUUACGUCAAAAAAUUUGAAUGCACUUCAUUAAAAAGUUUCAUCUCGUGAAAAUAUGAUAUACCCGUUCUUUUUUGGUCUAGUCAAUGGCACUUUGUUUUUUAAUUCUCUAAAACUAUUUGCUUAACAAUGUACAAAAACUUUAUUGCUAUAUAUAUAUAUAUAUGUGUGUGUGUGUGUGUG
Messenger RNA from Megalopta genalis, 3139 nucleotides. Lineage: Eukaryota; Metazoa; Arthropoda; Insecta; Hymenoptera; Halictidae. The record is from RefSeq and is a predicted model, not a curated record.